UAUACUAGACGCAAUGGAUCGCAUUAGCUUGAUUCCCUCGUCAUCUUAACUCACUUUAAUUUUCUUUUUGCACUUGCCACUUUCCUUCACUAGCAAUCCUUUAAUUGUGUCAUUGUCUUUCACCUUUUAUUUAACCAUUUAGAUGCAUAUCUGAUUUCAUAAUAGCAUUACCACCACCAUACCACAUUACACUCAUACAUAGCCACAUUAAUUAGUAGUCACUUGUAGGUCGAAAGACGAAGAAUGGGAGAUUGGGGUCCGGUGUUCGUGGCGGUGGUGAUGUUCAUAAUCCUAACGCCGGGGUUGCUCGUUCAGAUCCCCGGCCGCGACAAGGCGGUGGAGUUUAGUAGCUUCCACACAAGUGGACCUGCUAUACUUGUUCAUGCACUUAUCUAUUUUGCUUUGAUUUGCAUCUUUUUGUUGGCUAUUGGCGUUCAUGUCUACAUUGGCUAACCUUAGCUCAUUGUUAUGUCUUUGAGUCGAGAUUUUCAUGUAAGCUAUGUACAAUUGACCAUUCAUUUUGUGAUCGUCUUGUAGCAGUAUAGCAUGUGAAGGGGUCUCAAGCUUAUAUUAUGUGCGUAAUUAGUACGUACAAGAUGGAGCUUCCUCGGUAUAGUUUAUUCUUUUGGGUUGUCAUUUUUCUUUGUUUUUUCUCUCCUAACCCAACUGUUUUGCGGAAGAUUUCGUGUUUGUUAUUGUAAUUUAGAAGAUUUAUAAUUUAUUGCUUAUACAAAUUUUUAGUUAUUGAAGAAAUUCUUCGAGUAUUUGUGUGCGUUCUUUUGGUCCUACGAAGCCGAUCAAAUACCCAAUUUUUCUUUUUUAUUCUCAGAAGUCAGAACUACCUCUGAUUUUUGGUAGGUGUUAGAGGAUUUUAUUGUUAUGUAAUAUGAUUAGACAAAUUUGCUUGAUAAAAGGCUACCUAUGAACUUAAUUGUUGUUU
Molecule: messenger RNA, 940 nt
Organism: Beta vulgaris subsp. vulgaris (sugar beet)
Lineage: Eukaryota; Viridiplantae; Streptophyta; Magnoliopsida; Caryophyllales; Amaranthaceae
Exons: 1
Coding region: 244-453 (69 amino acids)
Source: RefSeq, a predicted model, not a curated record